GUACUAUUGUGUUUUGCGGGACGUUUAACCAUGGGGUUAACGCUACAUCUCAGUUUGUGUUUAUUAGUGAUCGCAACUACCCUUGCAGAUGACCCUAGGGAUGAUGAUCCUCAGUCCGUAACCAUAGAAGCAGAAGAUCCGUCAGAAGAUCACAACAGAGACGGCAGGCAAUUCGUGGUAAGAAGCCCAACUCUGCCUGUUUACAAUCCAUUUCUCGUACCCCAAAUAUGGAACAAUGUAAAUGUCAACAACCGGCAAGCAACAACAGGUCCCUGCUUCACCAGCAAGGGUGUCUUGGGAAAAUGUACCUCCUUCAGACAGUGCUACCCUUAUUUCAAAAUGCCGGAAGUGAGCAACUUCGACAAUUGGGUUCUGGGAAUGUACGAUACUUGUAGCUACUUUACUUCUCAAGGGCGACAGAUGUUCGGGGUUUGUUGCGCAACAUCUCCAAAGCCAACUAGUCCUGCUGACUCGGCCUCUACAGAGGAGCCAACAGUAGAGCAAGCAGAAGGCCAAAACGAGCUGUCGAAAAAACCUUAUUACCCUAGCUGGCCCCCACCACUUCCAACCCACCCUCCAGACCACACAAUACCCCCACUACCCACUCAUCCACCUUCCCCAGGGUUCCCCACUCAAUCACCCGGUGUUUGGCCACCAACCAUUAAACCCAUAACAACUAAACCUCCCAAAAAACCCGCAACUACCAAGCCCUCUUAUAAACCGCCGAGUGCUAAACCGCCUACAGUCGCCAUACCUGUAACUGGUGGUUCUUGUGGUGCCAAAAACGGAUAUCAGGACCAGGAAAGGAUUGUUGGAGGUCAUAACGCCGAUGUUAACGAAUGGCCUUGGAUUGCUGCGUUGUUCAAUGGAGGAAGGCAGUUUUGUGGAGGUUCUUUGAUUGACAAUAUCCAUAUUUUGUCAGCUGCUCACUGCGUUGCUCAUAUGAGCUCAUGGGAUGUCGCUAGACUGACUGUAAAGUUGGGAGACCACAACAUCAGAACGAACUCUGAAAUAAACCACGUUGAAAAAAGAGUGAAAAGAGUCGUUCGGCAUAGAGGAUUCGACUCAAGGACACUGUACAACGACAUCGCCAUUCUGACAUUGGAUAGUCCUGUGGACUUCACACAACAAAUUAGGCCUGUUUGUUUACCCAAUGGCGGCAACGAUCACUCUGGAAAGACAGCAACGGUGAUUGGUUGGGGAAGUUUGAGAGAGAGUGGUCCUCAACCCGCUAUUUUGCAAGAAGUCAACAUACCUAUUUGGAGCAACAGGGAUUGCAAGCUGAAGUACGGACCUGCAGCUCCAGGGGGUAUUGUGGAACAUAUGCUGUGUGCUGGACAAGCCAACAGAGACUCUUGUAGUGGUGACAGUGGCGGUCCUCUGAUGGUUAACAACGGCAAAUGGACUCAAGUGGGUAUUGUAUCCUGGGGUAUAGGUUGCGGCAAAGGACAGUAUCCUGGAGUGUACACCAGGGUUGAAAAAUUCCUACCCUGGAUCUACAAGAAUCUUAAAUAAUAGCCUUAUCGAAGUUACUUUUAGGAACGUGCGGAUAUAAAUUUGCCCUAUGUGAAACAUACUUCUGCCAUACUAAAUUGUAAACGAUUUUAAGUAAUUAUUUAUUAUUCGGUACUGUAAUUUAAUAAAUUAUUUUUUAUAUUUCCAA
Messenger RNA from Anoplophora glabripennis (Asian longhorned beetle), 1663 nucleotides. Its product is annotated as proclotting enzyme-like. NCBI's taxonomy places the organism in Eukaryota, Metazoa, Arthropoda, Insecta, Coleoptera, Cerambycidae. Bases 31 to 1515 code for a protein of 494 amino acids. The transcript has 7 exons. Gene Ontology annotation, molecular function: serine-type endopeptidase activity. Gene Ontology annotation, biological process: proteolysis. The record is from RefSeq and is a predicted model, not a curated record.